AUGGUGGCCCGGGCCGCGCCGUGCGGGGGGCCCGCGCGCGACGUCGCGCCCGCCGCUGCGGUCACGAGGAGCGAGGAGAAGCUCCGGACCGAAGCGCUCACAACCCUGGAACGCAUCCCGGACCACGUCGCGAGGGCCAUUGCCCGGCACCUGCUGGGCAGCUACAGGGGGUGCCCGCGCGCGGGCAUCCGGCGCGUGCUGACGGCGCUGGCGUGCUCCGAGCUCGGGUACAAGGUCCUCGAGAACUCCGUGCGCUACCACGCCGCGGAGUACCGCGCGGAGCUCCCAGAGGGCUUCCUGGACCUGCCCGCGCCGCCGGCGCCGCGCAGCGCGCUGCGGCACACGCUCCCGCACUGCGUGCAGCCGUACGUCGUGUGCGAGGGCGAGCAUGCCAUCUACGUGGGGUUCAUGGGCACGAAGCGCCUCGCGGACCUCGGCGCCGACGUCACUGUCAACCAAGUGCCGCUGUGCGGCGCCCCCGGGUGGCCCGCGAGCCGCGCCCCCUCCCAGGACCGCUUCGAGGCGGCAAUGGAGGACGCGCGCGACGAGCUCGGGUCCCGCAUCGCCGCGGCGCGGCCCGCGACGGGCGGCCUGGACCUCCCGCCGGUGCCGCUGUGGUCGGAGCGCCCGCCGCUCGCGGGCUGCCGCGCGCACUACGGGUUCUUCUCGCGCGCGCAGAGCGUGCCCGCUGAGGCGCUGCUGCAGGCCGCGGCGCGCAAGAACAAGCCGCUCGUGCUGUGCGGGCACUCGCUCGGGGGCGCCGUCGCCGUGCUCGUCGCGCUGCGCCUCCUGCAGGUCGCCUCGCCCCUCGAGCAGGAGCUCGUGCAGUGCGUCACGUUCGCCACACCCCCCCCGGGGAACCUGGCCCUGGCGCAACUGAUCGAGUCGUACGGGGCGCGGUUCCAGUCGUACCUGAUGCCGGAGGACCCCAUACCGCACAUCAUGCGCCUCUUCCGCCUCCAGCGCAACCUCCGCGAGCGCCAGACGGCCGAGCCUGACGACGCCGCUGCGCCGCUCGAGACCACGUCGACCCGCGACGACGACGACGACGCCCAGGCGCCCGCGUCCGCGUCCGACGCCACGCGGCGCGUCGAGAAGGCGGUGCGCGGGCACGAGCGCGAGUUCCUGGAGGCGGAAGGACAGCUGCUAUCCGAGCUCAUGGCCUCCGAGGACAUGGGCGACGACGCCGGCGAGCCCGACGUCGCGCGGGAGGACGACGAGGGCGACGAGGGCGACGAGGGCGACGAGGGCGACGAGGAGGGGGGGUCUUCGCGCAUGUCUGACAGGUACCGUCCCGCGCUGGUUGAUUUGGAGGAGGACACCAGCGACGACGAGGGGCCCGUGCCGCGGGAGGCCGCGGCGGCCGCGAAGGUCGUGGCGCCGGGCGGGGAGCGGGAGGGGUCGGCGCGCGCGGUGCGCGGCACGAAGCCGCUGCUGCGGAGGAUCGGCGGCGCUGUGCUGGGCGGCGCGGGGAUGGUGGCGUCGAGCGGCGUGCGCGCGGCGGGCGCCGUGGCGUCGGGCGGCUGGUGGGCCGCGGGCGCGGUGGCGUCCGGCGGGAUGCGGGCGGCGGGCACGCUCGCGAGCGUGUCCGGCCUGGGCCGCGCCCGCGCCCUCGUGCCGCCGGUGCCGAACUACUUCCACAUCUGGCGGUGCACGAUGUUCCUCGGGUCGAGCGGCGCGGUCGCGGCGCACGUCACGGCGCCCGGCGCCGCCGGCGACGACGAGGACGACGCCUCCGCAGAGGCCGCGGAGCGCGCGCUGCAGGAGGUGGAGGCGCAGGUGCUGGACCGCAUGGCGGAGCGGUACCCGGGCGCGCGGCACCCGCUGGAGCGCAACAGCGUGCGCGCGGUGGUGGGCCGGCGCACGCUGAUGCACUCGAUGCGUUUCUACCGGUCACGGGCGCGCGCGAUUGUGGAGGCGGUGGUCGCGGAGGGCGCGCUGGAGGAGCGCGCGGUCGCGGACCGCGAGCGCGAGCUGGCGCAGGAGGUCGAGGACGCGCGGCGGCGCGCGGCGGAGGCGGGCGGCGUGCUCGAGCUGCCGCGGCCGCUGCCGCGACGCGGCGGGGACGACGAGGGGAUCUUCGGGUUCCGGUACGCACGCGACCUCUCGAAGCUCGGCCUCACGGGCCCGUGGAGCUUCGCGGACCUGACGGCGGACGUGGUCGCGCCCGCGCGGCUCGACGGAGAGGCGUGGCACAACGGCACGCGCGGGCCGCCCGGGGCGUCCCCGGUGAGCGUGCUCCUGCGCGGAACGGGCCUGUCGUACAUCUCCUUCCUCGCCGUCACGCUGCUGUGGCGCGGGGACGUCGCGCCGGCGCCGGUGGCCUCGGAGGGCCCCCUCAUGUCGACGCUGCUCCCCGCGGAGGGCGACGAGGACGCCGUCGAGGCCCGCGGGCCCCUGCGGCUGCAGGACGUCCGGCGGUGCAUCGUGCAGGAGCCGCUGAUCGGCGAGGAGCUCGCCGUGCGCGUCUGGGUGCCGGCAGCUGCGUUGAACGCCGUCGCCGUCGCCGCGGCGGCCGGCGCGAUGUCCGUGCCGGCCCCGCCGCUCCCGGCGACCCUCGAGGACGGCCGCGGGCUCGGCUGGCCGUGGCAGCGGCGCCGCGGGGGCGUCGCGCGCCGCCCGCCGCCCGAGGGCGCAGUGCCCACCCUGCGCCUCGGUCUCGCCACCGACAUCGAGCGCGCGGCGGUCGACGUGUCGCUGUGCCCGCCGAUCGUGUGGGCGAUCGGGCCGUGCGCGGACACGACGCGGCGCGUGCUGGCCGCGCUGCUGCCGGACCAGGGCGCCGCCGCGGGCCCCGCGGGGCACGUGGUGGGCGCGAUCGACGGCGUGGGGUACUGCGGGGGGUGUCAGGGGGACGUGCUCGGGGAGGCGCAGCAGGUCGAGACCGCGCUGGACCGCUGCGGCGGCGGCGACAGCGGCUGGCUCCAGCGCCUGCGGUGCGCCCUCGGCAUGACUCAGAAUGAUAACACCCCCUGUGGGCCCAAGCUGGUGGUCGUGGCGCUGCCCACGGGGGCCGGCGGGCGCAUGGACGCGGAGCAGUGGCGCGCCGUGGCGCGCGCCGCGGCGGCCGCGGGCCGCCGGAGCGUCCCGGUGCUGCUGCUGACCGUGCCGGACCCCGGCAGCAGCGAGCUGGACGUCGCCGACGUGGUGUCCUCCGCGCAGUCCGCGGUGGCGCAGUACCUCAGUCCGGCGGGCUGCGACGUGACCGUCGCGAGCACGGGCGCGCUGCGGGCCGCGGGGGACCGCGCGAAGCCGCGGCGGCGCGCGGCGCGCGGCGUGGAGGGUGCCCUGUUGACGCCCGAGGAGCUGCGGGCGCUCGUGGUGUGGCUGGCGACGGACCCGCCGGGGCGGGGCGUGGUGGCGGAGGCGGAGGAGGCGCAGCCGUGA
Molecule: messenger RNA, 3387 nt
Organism: Pedinophyceae sp. YPF-701
Lineage: Eukaryota; Viridiplantae; Chlorophyta; Pedinophyceae
Source: the annotation of a GenBank genome assembly